This is a messenger RNA of Ctenopharyngodon idella (grass carp), 1037 nucleotides long. Its product is annotated as leukotriene B4 receptor 1-like. Bases 1 to 978 code for a protein of 325 amino acids. Gene Ontology annotation, cellular component: membrane. Gene Ontology annotation, biological process: immune response; G protein-coupled receptor signaling pathway. Gene Ontology annotation, molecular function: G protein-coupled receptor activity. The record is from RefSeq and is a predicted model, not a curated record. NCBI's taxonomy places the organism in Eukaryota, Metazoa, Chordata, Actinopteri, Cypriniformes, Xenocyprididae. The transcript has a single exon.
AUGGAGCUUAGAUUACGCUUCAAUUCAACAUCUAACAGCACUGCUGUGGGUUCAAAGCAGAUCGCUCCUGCUGUAGUUCUGGGUUUGUGCUGUUUGGUGGGUUUGCCAAGCAAUAUCGCAGUAAUCAUCAGCAUUGCUCGUGAGUGGAACAAACAUUUGAACUUUACCUUAAAACUAAUGGUAAACCUUGCUGUCUCUGAUGCUUUGACCCUUUGCUUGGCUCCUGUGGUGCUGUGUGGAAUACUGUUUGGAUGGAAACUCGGCCUUUGGUCUUGUAGGAUCUUAUUCUUCUUGGGUCACUGGAGUCUGUAUGUUGGUGUCCUGACGGUCACCUCCAUGAGUGUGCACCGCUAUCACAAUGUCAUCAAGUCCAGAGUCACUAACAGGAUGAUACUGCACAGACUGGAGAGACGGCACAGGCGCCUUCAGCUGAUUGCCAUCUGGAUUCUAGCCUUUGUUUUUUCCCUACCGAUAUUUUUCACUCAAGGACUCAUAGACAAGGAUGGAUUGCAGAGAUGUCAGAGGGCAAUGGAGUCUGUAGAAUCACAGUCUGUAGUAGUGACUGUUUUGCUUCUUGAGAUCCUGUUGGGGUUCGUCAUCCCAUUUUUGAUCAUGUUAACAUGUUAUCUCUGGUUGCACAAAGGUUUGAGCCAAAAAGCCAAGAGCUCCAAUUUAACUAGAGCUCCACAGAACCAGGAACCCAGAAACCAGGGGUCAAAGGUUAAGACUUACAAGAAGAGACUUGUGGUCAGCAUCGUUGUGGCUUUCUUUCUGUUUUGGACUCCUGUGCACAUCAUCAAUGUGAUUGAUAUAGUUACUACUCUGACUAAAACUUCUCAUCCAGACAUUCAUUCCCAACUGAAGUCCUUCCGUAGAGUUUAUGGUGAUAUGAGCAAGACUCUGGCUUUGCUGAACUGCUGUCUGGAUCCUUUUCUCUAUGUUUUCUUUUCAAGGAAUGUCAUAAAGUGUAGUAAGUAGAACCCCCCAUUGUUUAUUUCACAGUUACAAAUUCAACUAAUUAUUUUUGAGUUGUAAAC